Messenger RNA from Apis mellifera (honey bee), 2687 nucleotides. RefSeq names its product putative ferric-chelate reductase 1 homolog. The transcript is spliced from 13 exons. The coding region runs from base 828 to 2687 and encodes 619 amino acids. Gene Ontology annotation, molecular function: oxidoreductase activity, acting on metal ions. NCBI's taxonomy places the organism in Eukaryota, Metazoa, Arthropoda, Insecta, Hymenoptera, Apidae. The record is from RefSeq and is a predicted model, not a curated record.
UAUUCACUAUAGUCUCUCGUAAGGUGUGGUUCUCAGCGUUCUGGUCAGAACUAUGCUCGUCCGGAAUCAACAAGUGCUUCUCGAGACUACGUCGGGAAAACACUUGACCUAACUGAACUUAGUGAAUACCUUUUUCUUCGUAACGUCGUGUGCAAGAGAGAAUUCGAAGAGACCGCGCAUAGGUGGCAGAAAGAGUCACGGAAACUGACUGUGUAUAUAGAUCGAUGUGAGUUCACGAUCUUGAGAAUAAAUAUUGUGACAUCGGUUCGAGUUGAUUAUAAAGAUCGAUCUUUCCGUAUUAAGAUUCGAUUGCUCAAAUGCGAGACCGGAAUCGCCGACAUUAUGUGUACUUCGUAGUGAUCAAUGACUGGAUAAAUUAUUAGUUUUUCUACGUCGAGAUGCAUUUAUGACGCGCGUGUUCUUUCGUCAAGAUCGACAAGGAUUCUAUGUGUAUACCGGAGUUACGCUACACGUGACUUCACGCCUUGCCGACCGCGUGUUUAUUAUAUUGCAAAUAUAAUUCAGUAGCCAACAUAAGAUUGAAGUUGACGAGGGAAAAUCAUCAACUAUGAAGUACUAUUGUACACUUUCCAUAAAUCAUAUCGAACAAUAACGAGAAUAAUUAAACGAACGGAAAGGGAAGAAAGAAAUUGAAUUGACGUCUCUUUUACUUCAGAAAGUACCGAUAGAAAUUUCCCCUCGUCUGGUUGCAACGGGAUCGAACGAAAGCGCAAUUCUCUGGAUUAACUCGGUCACAACAUUGUGCAUUCUCUGACAGGCUUGUUGGCUAUACGGUCUCUAUUGCAAACCACGAUUCAUAGAUCGUAAUGAAGGGGACGAUUCUAAUUUUUCUAAGCGUUCUCUCAAUGAGAACGAUGGGUUUGCCGAACGGGGCACCGGUAGAUUCAUGCCAAGAUCUGUUGCCUCGUCAUCCUGGAGUUACGAAGCAGGAAACUCAGCCUCCUCCUUACCAAGUUUUACCAGCUGCAGGACAAGGUAGAGUCCGCUUAAUUCUAGGAAGCCCUCACGGUCUUGCCUACGAAGGUUUCAUGAUAGUUGCACGUGACUCUGAGACCGGUGAAUUCGUUGGAGAGUUCGCCAACUUGCCCGAUUCAGCAAAAAUCGUCGAGUGCACACCAGGCGUAAAGAACGCGGUGACUCAUACGAAUACCAGCAAGAAACACAAUCUUGAGUUUGAUUGGGAGGCACCUAUGGAUUACGAGGGAACUAUUGUAUUCAAGUCCACGAUCGCGCAGGAUUACAGUACCUAUUGGGUCGAAGUAGAAUCGCCUCAAGUUAACGUUCGCAAGCGAUCCAUCGACGUAUUGACCUCAUCUACCUCGAUCACCACGUUGAGAACAACCACACCGCCCUAUUACAGCCCGACCGUCGAUUACGAACCGACGAAGACUGAGGAUCCCUUUUAUACCGGAUGUGGUUCGACGAAAAAUUGUUUCGGUACUCCGUCAGGAUGCAUAGAAGAAAAGAAUUGUAUCGCGGCAGUGACUGUACUCGUUCACGGGGAGCGAUAUCUGUUUGAAUUGCAAGCACGUGACAGUAAAUACGUCGCUGUCGGUUUAUCCGAUGAUAGUAAAAUGGGCGAUGACAGUGUGGUUGAGUGCAUGAACGAAGAAGGAGAAAUUGGAUUAUACAUGUCUUGGAACUCUGGAAAAUCGAAUAUACGUCAGCCUAUGCAAGAAGGAGCCGUUGGAUUGGAGGCAAGUUCGAUCAAAGAUGACAUAAUCUCGUGCAAAUUUUGGAGAGAGAAGAUGACUGUCGUUCAAGGCCGCGAAUAUGAUCUCGUCAAUACACCGUACAAUCUUCUUGUGGCCUCUGGUAAAAGUUUAAAAAGUAAUGGUAUCGGAUAUCACGAUACGGCACGCGACGCUACGGGUGGCGCAAAGUUAUUAUCCGACGUUGGCGAUUUUACUACGGCGAGUAACAUCUUGAUUCGUGUUCACGGUGCUCUAAUGCUAGCAUCUUGGAUCGGUACAGCGUCCAUCGGCAUGCUUCUUGCUAGAUACUACAGGCAGACAUGGGUCAGCUCGCAGUUGUGUGGAAAGGAUCAUUGGUUCGCUUGGCAUAGAUUUUUCAUGAUAUUGACGUGGUCAAUGACUAUUGCUGCCUUUGUAAUAAUAUUCGUUGAAUUGGGUGAAUGGAGUUCCGAAACGAUACACGCGUCUUUGGGAUUAGCCACCACGAUUUUAGUUUUUAUUCAACCAUUUAUGGCAGCUGCAAGACCUCAUCCAGGAGCACCACGAAGAUCUCUUUUCAAUUGGGUGCAUUGGUUUGUUGGGAAUGCGGCGCAUAUUUGUAGCAUAAUUGCAAUGUUCUUCGCGGUUCGAGUGAAUAAGGCCAAACUCCCGGAAUGGGUAGACUGGAUUCUGGCCGCCUACGUAGUAUUCCAUAUUCUGACUCACCUCAUUUUGACAUUCGUUGGAUGUGCCUCUGACAGACAAGCAAGUCAAAGGGUGAAUUCAUUUCCGAUGAAAGAUAUGCACUCUCGUGGUUCAAUGGUCCAUCCAGAUGCAAGGCAGGAUGCUCCUCAUGCUGGGAUCAGGAAAUUUAUCUUUGGCAUAUACUUUGUUGUAAUCAUCCUAUUCGCUGCGGCUCUUAUUGUAAUCACGGUAUUGGCGCCUAUAGAAGAAUCAUGGACUACUUUCACGAAAACCAUAAAAAAUUAUUAA